AUGGCGGCCAGAGCGGACGCAAGUUGGCUCUUGACAAAGAUUUUUGUUGUUUUAAUUAUUGGUAUACUUGUAAAGAAGCCACUGUUCACAAAUAGUGAAGUUUCAACAAAUCUAACACGAGUGGAUGCUGCAAUUUCUUUUGUUUUGAUAGCAGGAGAUAAUGAAACGUGCCCAGGACCACAAGCCGAUGGAAAUGUUGGUAGAUUAACAGAUUUUACUUUCAGAAAAGGAGUAAAAUUGUUUCACCAAAACUGUAGAGGUUUGACGAAUUGUUUACCAAAUCUUACGGCUUUAUUUUCGGAGAGAAAAACUCAAUUUCAUCUCUCUCAGAGACAUAUUGUACACGAAAGCGAUAGCUUGUUUUGUAUUCUGGGGUUCCAGUUUGUAGAAAAGAGACAAAAAACUGGCCAAGGGGGGGGGGGGGGUGUUGCUAUAUACGUAUCGGAGAAUAUAAACUGGAAACGACGAGAAGACCUUGAAUGUGAAUUUUUAGAAAACAUUUGGAUCGAAAUAUGCCCGGAAAAAGCGAAGCAUUAUCUAAUUUGCUGUAUGUACCGACCCCCGGACAAUUCACUUCACUUACACAAGAAGUGGAAAGAAUAUUUUCAAUAUACGCUUGAGACCGUUAACGACCUAUCGCUAGAAGUUAUCAUUAUGGGCGACCUUAAUGUUAACUAUAAAAAUAAAAAUGAUCAUUCAGAAUUUAAAGAGCUAAUGGCUGUCCAGGAAUUUAACCAGUUGGUAACAGCGGCUACGAGAACAAUAAGAGAAACAAGCACCCUUAUAGAUUUGAUUUAUACAAACAAUCACUCGCUAAUUCGUUCCACAAAAGUUAUACCCUUGAGUAUUGGCGAUCACGAUUGCGUCGCUUGCGUUCGAAGACACACUGGUCAAAAACUUCCACCAAAAGUAAUUACUUGUCGUAAUUAUACCAACUACAACCACGAUGAUUUUUUAAAAGAAUUAAAUAAACAAAAUUGGAAGCAUCUGUACACAUUGACUGAUGUAAUUAGUGCGUGGAGUUAUUUUAAAAAUAUUUUGUUAACCGUAAUCGAUAAACACGCGCCGCUCAUACAAAAGAGAGUGAAGGCAGGCAAGUGCCCGUGGUUAGGGAAGUCGGGAAACAAUGGCACAUGUACAUCGGCUGCAGAAAACCUAACAAAAGCUGGUAGUUUUUGUUCAUAUUUUUCCACAUGUGCAAAUAAACUUAAAUCUGUUGCACUGCCAAUGAAGGAAUUUAUGUGGGGUAAGCGAAGUGAAGUGAAUGAAAGUACGAAUUCUGUUUUUGCGUUCACUUACGUUUCAAAUGUAUUUGUUGAAAGUCAGCUGAAGAAGUUGCACCGCAAGAAAGCUACAGGUUAUGACCAAAUACCAUCAGGACUUUUAAAAGACGGAGCCACAGCGUUAUCAAGUCCCUUAUCGUUCAUCAUCAACUUGUCGCUAAAAACAGCCACCAUGCCAACUGAAUGGAAGUUGGCGAAAGUCAUCCCACUCCACAAGGGUGGAAAAAUGGACAAAAUGUCACACUAUCGACCGAUCUCUAUCCUCCCGGUCAUAUCUAAAAUGAUGGAGAGAGCUGUUUAUGUUCAACUUGUGAACUAUCUUGAAGAAAAUGAAAUUUUAACACCCAACCAAUACGGAUACAGGAAAAAACGAUCCACCGAAUUAGCUACACUCUAUCUGACAGAGGAAAUCAGGAAGGAGAUGGACAAAGGGAAUUUAACAGGUGCGCUUUACGUUGACCUGUCGAAGGCUUGCGAUACUUUAAGCCACUCCAUUCUCCUGUCAAAACUAAGAAGUUAUGGAGUCAAAGGUUUGUCACUAAACUGGUUCGCAGAAUUCUUGUUUAACCGCGCCCAGAUUUGUAAAGUAAAUGGUCCAUGGUCUAAGCCCAACCCCCUUGUUUUGGUAGUACUAAACUUUGCGGACGAUGCCGUGUUAUACAUUGGACGAAAAACAAGUCAGCAACUUGAGAUCGCUUUCAACGCUGAAUUGAAAAACGUAAACAGGUACUUCAUUGAAAACGAACUUGUAUUAAAUCUGAAGGCUGGAAAAACCGAAUCGAUGAUAUGCGGCACUCGCAAAAAUUUGAAUAAAAACGGAUCAACCUUGGAAAUCAACGGAAAGCUAAUUAACGCAACCACCGAAUAUCGAUAUCUUGGGACUGUUCUCGACCAGACUUUGUCAAUGAACCAUUACUUUAUAAGUCUUUACAUGAAAAUGUCUGCCAAGCUUCGUUUACUACUCUCAUUGAAAUCCAACUUAACGAACAAUGCCAUUACUAAAAUCUAUGUCGGAAUGCUGCUGCCAACGCUUCUUUACUGCUGUACUACAAACCUGAAUCUUACCAACGGCCAGCAAAAUAAGCUUCAAUCGCUUAAUAGAAGAAUUGCUAAGGUGACAGAGAAACGUCAAGUACCAAUUAUGAAUGAAAUAAAGAAACAUGCUGUCAUGCUCGUCAGAAAAUGCUUGGACAAAGCAGUGUGUAGCAAAUUUGAAGAUUUCUUCGAGAUAAGAUUGCACAGUAGAAACACCCGAAACAACAAUUACUUACUGACAAUACCUAGAGUGAGACUUGAAGUAAAUAGAACUGGUUUUAAAUUUAUGGGAUCAAAGAUUUAUAAUGACUUGCCAAUCGAAAUUCGAAAAUUGGAUACUUUACCAAGUUUUGUAAGAAACACUAAAAGCUAUUUUGACCUGUCAUAA
Hydractinia symbiolongicarpus is the source of this 2706-nucleotide messenger RNA. RefSeq lists its product as uncharacterized. Lineage: Eukaryota; Metazoa; Cnidaria; Hydrozoa; Anthoathecata; Hydractiniidae. The transcript has 4 exons. Gene Ontology annotation, molecular function: catalytic activity. Bases 1 to 2706 code for a protein of 901 amino acids. The record is from RefSeq and is a predicted model, not a curated record.